This is a messenger RNA of Pipistrellus nathusii (Nathusius's pipistrelle), 2100 nucleotides long. The record is from the annotation of a GenBank genome assembly. Lineage: Eukaryota; Metazoa; Chordata; Mammalia; Chiroptera; Vespertilionidae.
AUGAGGUGGCUCCCUCUUUACCAUGCUUUGUGCUUCUCCUUAUGGAAGGCUUUGGCCCACACUGUGGAACUUAACAAUAUGUUUGGCCAGAUUCAGUCGCCUGGCUAUCCAGACUCUUACCCAAGUGAUUCAAGAGUGACUUGGAAUAUCACUGUUCCAGAAGGAUUUCGGAUCAAGCUUUACUUCAUGCACUUCAACUUGGAAUCCUCCUAUCUUUGUGAAUAUGACUAUGUGAAGGUAGAAACUGAAGACCAGUUGCUGGCAAUCUUCUGUGGCAGUGAGAACACAGACACUGAGCAUACCCCUGGCCAGGAAAUGAUCCUCUCCCCUGGUUCCUUCAUGUCCAUCACUUUCCAGUCAGAUUUCUCUGAUGAGGAGCGAUUCACAGGUUUCGAUGCCCACUACAUGGCUGUGGAUGUGGACGAGUGCACAGAGCAGGAGGAUGAAGAACUGUCCUGUGACCAUUACUGCCAUAACUACAUUGGUGGCUACUAUUGCUCCUGCCGCUUUGGCUACAUCCUCCACACGGACAACAGGACCUGCAGAGUGGAGUGCAGUGACAACCUCUUCACCCAGAGGACUGGCGUGAUCACCAGCCCUGACUUCCCCAACCCUUAUCCUAAGAGCUCCGAAUGCUUCUAUGCGAUCAGACUGGAGGAAGGUUUCAUGAUCAGCCUGAAGUUUGAAGACAUUUUCGACAUUGAGGACCAUCCAGAGGUGCCUUGCCCCUAUGAUUAUAUCAAGAUUGAAGUUGGGUCAAAAGUCUUGGGACCUUUCUGUGGAGAGAAAUCCCCAGAACCUAUCAAUACUCAGACCCACAAUGUCUCAAUCCGGUUCCGCAGUGACAAUUCAGGCGAGAACCGGGGCUGGAAGCUCUCAUACCAGGCAGCAGGGAAGGAAUGUCCAGGGCUACAACCUCCUGUCCAAGGGAAAAUUGAGCCCUUGCAAGCCAAGUAUUUCUUCAAAGACCAGGUGCUCAUCAGCUGUAACACAGGCUACAAAGUGCUGAAGGAUAAUGUGGAGAUGGACACAUUCCAGAUAGAGUGCCUGAAGGAUGGCUCGUGGAGUAACGAGAUUCCCAUUUGUAAACUUGCAGACUGUGGUGCCCCAGCAGAGCUGGAACAUGGGCUGGUUACCUUCUCCACAAGGAACAACCUGACCACAUACAAAUCUGAGAUCAGAUACUCCUGCCAGCAGCCCUACUAUAAGAUGUACAACAAUAUCACAGGUAUAUACACCUGUUCUGCCCAAGGAGUCUGGAUGAAUGAAGUACUGGGGAGAAGCCAGCCCACCUGUCUUCCAGUGUGUGGGCUCCCCAAGUUCUCCCGGAAUCUGAUAGCCAGGAUCUUCAAUGGGCGCCCCGCCGACAAGGGAACCACCCCCUGGAUUGCCAUGCUGUCACACCUGAAUGGGCAGCCCUUCUGUGGAGGAUCCCUUCUAGGCUCCAACUGGAUUUUGACGGCGGCUCACUGCCUCCACCAUUCGCUCGAUCCAGAGGACCCAAUCCUCCACGACUCUGACCUGCUCAGCCUUUCUCACUUCAAAAUCAUCAUGGGUAAACAUUGGAGACAGCGGUCAGACGAGACUGAACAGCAUCUCGAGGUCAAACGCAUCUUUCUCCAUCCCCAGUAUGACCCCAACACAUUUGAGAACGACGUGGCUCUGGUGGAGCUGUCAACAGGCCCGGUGCUGAAUGACUUUGUGAUGCCCAUCUGUCUCCCAGAGAGUACCCCGGAGGAAGGGACUAUGGUCAUCGUCAGUGGCUGGGGGAAGCAGUUCUUGCAAAGGUUACCAGAGACCCUGAUGGAGAUUGAAGUCCCAAUUGUAGAUCACAGCACCUGCCAGGAGGCCUAUGCCCCACUGAAGAAGAAAGUGACCAGGGACAUGAUCUGUGCUGGAUUCAAGGAAGGGGGGAAGGAUGCCUGCGCGGGUGACUCAGGAGGUCCCAUGGUGACCCUGGAUAAAGAGACAGACCAGUGGUACCAGGUGGGCAUAGUAUCCUGGGGCAAGGACUGUGGAAAGAAGGACCUCUACGGAGUAUAUUCCUAUGUCUACAGCAACAGGGAUUGGAUUCAGAGAGUCACCGGUAUGAAGAACUGA